This is a messenger RNA of Parnassius apollo (apollo), 1008 nucleotides long. The record is from the annotation of a GenBank genome assembly. NCBI's taxonomy places the organism in Eukaryota, Metazoa, Arthropoda, Insecta, Lepidoptera, Papilionidae.
AUGGAUAUCUUAACAAGGAUUAGUGUGCUAACUUUGUUAAUUGGAAUUAUUUACGCAUCCAGGUCAACAACUCCGCUAAUAAAAACUAUAUACCGCGGCGGAACACAUUUUGAAGGUCCCCAUUGGUCAAAAGUAGAAAAUGCACUCUACUGGGUCGACAUAGAACAACAGAAAGUACACAGAUUGGAUUCGGAGACCGGGAACGUAACCACUAGAGAAAUAGGUUACGGCCCUGUGUCCCUUGUGGUAACAGUAAAGGAUAAUCCAGGGUUAGUUCUACUAACCGUCCGUACGGAGGUUUACUUCAUGCCAUGGGAUGCACCAACAACGGAAAGUUCUCUGAGACUUUUGAGCGUCGUAGAUUUGGGUCUGCCAGAUAACAGAUGCAACGACGGCAAGGUCGACGCUAGGGGCCGACUUUGGUUUGGCACAAUGGGUAAAGAAGUUGGCUCAGUAGUUGAUAAGGACCAGGGCACAUUUUACAUGUUGGAUGCGCACAACUACCUGGACCCAGUGGUGCGGGUCCGGCCAGUGUCGAUAUCAAACGGUAUCGCGUGGACCAGCGACAACAAGUUCAUGUUUUACAUAGACACACCGACGAGGAAUAUCGACGUAUUCGACUUCAGUUUAGAAGAGGGGACAAUUGGUAACAGAAGAACGAUAUUCAGCUUCCAAGCAAACAACGUAACUGGAUUUCCAGAUGGUAUGACUAUUGAUCGGGAGGGGAACAUAUGGGUUGCAUGUUUCGAUGGCGGAAAGGUAAUUAAAAUUGACUCCAGAGCUGGCAAACUACUGGAGCAACAUAAACUUCCAGCAAGCAAAGUGACAUCAGUUGUAUGGGGUGGUCAUGACUUAGAGACAUUAUAUGUAACUACAAGUAAUGUGGGACUCAACUCUGUGGAACUUGCCCAGCAACCUGAUGCAGGAGCACUGUUUGCAAUAGAGGGCACAGGGUCUAGAGGACUGCCAGAAAAUCAAUUCAUUUUUCCUGGUGCUGCUGAAUACUAA